UACGUUUGUUUUAAUGUUGGCACCAAAGUUUACCGGACACACUCGGUUCUAGCCAUGACCAGGAAGUGAUAUGGCCUUUAGGCUUCUGAUGCUGGGGCGGGAAUUUCCUGCGUGGUCUGCGUGUGCGUGCGUGUCUGUUAAUGCACGUCAAGAUGGCAAAGUUACCAGGAGCACACUAACAGCAGCAAACUACCCCUGCAACGUAGCACCGUAACGUAGCAGUUCACAUUCUGCAUCUGCGUGCGUGACAGCUCCGUAUCUACAAUCAGUACAGAGUUUGUCAGGAGUGCUUUGGAAAAGACAGCUGUGCUACUGUAGGUCACUUCAGUGUAUGCAUAAUGUGGACGAAUGACAACAUCCUCUCUUGUCAACAUCCUGCCCUGCCCUGGCAGGUAGAAUAGUCUGAUCUACAUUGAUGAAAGCUGUGCACUCAUCCACUGCUAAGCACAAUGAGUCUGGCUCUUCAUGAACUCCUGGUCUGCUGCAAGGGGCUGGAGAAUGAUAAAGCUACAGAGAGGAAGAAAGAAGCUGAACGCUUCAGACGACUCAUUCGAACUCCAGAGGUUGUGCAGGAGUUGGAUCGUACAUCCGGACCUAAAGCUAAAGGCUCCAAGCAACUCACAUGGGAUGCUGUUUUCAGAUUUCUGCAGCGUUAUGUCCAGAAGGAGACAGAAAGCAUGCAAUCAAGCAAAUCUGUCACGGCAACUACGCUGGCCACACGGAAAAAGAAGAUGGCUGAAAUGUGUAGCUUAAUCAAAUACUUCAUUCGCUACGCAAACAAACGCGGGCCUCGUCUAAAGUGCAGUGAGAUGCUAAAACAUGUGAUGGACGUCCUGCAGAAUUCAUACAGCUGUUCAUCCUAUGGAGAAGAUUAUAGCAGCCUCCUUUUAAAGGACAUCCUCUCUGUCCGCAAGUACUGGUGUGACAUCCCUCCACAGCAGUGGCAAAAUAUUUUGGACUUGUACUGCAACUUGUUCAACACUUCAUCCAAGUCCAUCAACCGUGUUUUGGUGACCAGGGUGAUCCACACGGUGGUGCAGGGCUGCUGCAUGCAGACUGAUGGAUUCAACAACUAUUUGUUCAGCUUCUUCUCCAAAGCACUGCUAAAUGCCAGGCAGGAGAAACACUUGACUGUUUUGGAGCACCUCGUCUCUGGUCUCAACAUCUUCUUGAGAUCUGCGGCCAUGAACUGUCGGAUGAGGGUGUGUCACCUGGGAGAGGAGCUGCUGCCUUCUAUACUGUAUGUCUGGGCGGAUAUGAGGCCCAGCACUGCUCUCAAAGAGGAGAUUGUGGAGUUCUUUAACCUGCAGAUUUGUGUUCACCACCCAAAAGGAGCCAAGACACAGGAUACAGGUGCUCAUGCUGAGGACUGGACCAGGUGGCGGGGUCUGCUGUACAACCUAUAUGACGCCUUAAUCAGAGAAAUUAGCCAGCUAGGCAGCAGAGGGAAGUACAUCACGGGUACCCGACACAUUGCUGUCAAAGACAAUCUCAUUGAGCUCACAGCUGACAUCUGUCAUCAGCUGUUCAGUGAUGACAAUGCCACCCAUGUUUUGGAGGUUACCCAGGCCUCCCUCAGAGCCACCCACAUGGGCAGUCCCACCAAUGGAGCAGCCAGCAAGCGACGGCGCAUCCAACUAGGCUGGGAGGUCCUCCGGGACCAUCUGCAGCCUCAGCAUAAUGACUUUGAUGUCAUACCAUGGCUGCAGAUCACUGCAGUGCUGACAUUUAAGUACCCGUCCAUGGUGCCCAGCCAGGAGCUAAUCCCGCUGCUGUCCGUGUUGUACCAGCUCCUGGCAGAGCAGCGGAAAGGAGAGAGGGGGCCGUACGUGCUGCGCUGUCUGAGGGAGGUGGCCCAGUGCCAGGCCCGCUGCCCAGAAAGGGCCCAAGUCCACAGGACGGAGCUGGCCCGGAUGUGGGGUCGGGUGUGGGCCCUGGCACUGCGAGGGGUCAGCUCGCCACAAACCGAGGCCCUCAGCCUAGACCUGCUUAGCUCCAUUGUCCACGGUGGACUGAUCAAUAUGGACAGAGAAUUCUGGAAGCUCUUCUCUGGAUCAGCAUGUAAACCAUCUACGGGUGCUGCUCUCUGUCUAGCCCAGGCCCUAUUAAAGUGUUCAGCCCCUAAAAAUAUCAUCUCCAGCUCAGGCUGGGACUAUGUGGGGGUCACAGAGGGAUCUGCAUCGCCUAACCUGAAGGAGACCCUCGUAGGCUGGCUGCUGAUGACUGAUCAGAGCGAGGAGAUGGAGGAUAGCUCCAGACCUCACCCUAUCAUUUGCAGAGACUUUCCAUUCAAUCUAGUAGCAAACAUCCUGGUCUCCCUGACCUUGAAAGACACAAGAACUGGCCUGAAGUUUCUGCUGGGUACUAAAGGAGUAGAAAGUGCCUUUUUUCAAGACCAAACCUCAUCCAAAGCCAAAGACCUGGAAGAGAUCGAGAGGCUUUACUUGCAGUUCAGCUUCAACACGCUGCCCUCAGCGAUGCAAAAGACUGACGAGUCAGUGACGACGGCUUCAUCUGGAGGCCAAUUUGCAGCCGUUCCCUGCGUCAGAAAGAGGUUGGAGCAAUCCCUGCUUUGUGUGGCUGACAACCUGCUCAACUGCUACUCUCCUGAUUCUCAGUCCACUCCUCCAGAGUGUCUGGUGCGCUGUUUGAGUCUGCUGACUGGUGUUCUAGCAAGUUACGUGUCCACUAGGUAUCUGACUGAGGAGGAGGCCUGCCGCUCACAGCUCUUCACUAAAGCCAAGGCCCUGGCUCAGGACUUCAGCGGUUUUGUUUCCGGUGUGAAAGUGAAAAUGACCGAGGAAGGAACCAUGAGCACACUGAGAUCCGUCAUGAAGCUCUGCACACAGUCAGCCAGCAGAAAAAACAAGGAUAAUGUUCAUCCUAUCUCCUCCAGUCUGUUCAUUAUGAUUCUGCCGGCUAGUCUCCUCAGUGAACUGGCUGAGAUCUGCAAACUCUUGUUAAGCAGUGUUUCUAAGAGAGUCAGUGUUGUGGAUGAAGACGAUCAUAUGGAUGAUGACUGGGACGUGACCAGAACUCAACAAGGAGACGACAUUGACUUGUUUGAUGAGGGCGAAGAGUCCCACAGCAGCACCAAUGGGACCCACAGACAGAAGGGAGACAACAGUGACACUUCCUGUGGGCCAGGUGCAAGAAGUCUGUUAGCAGAAGAUUAUCUGGCCCAACAGGACCUGGCUCUCCUUGCAGUCUUGGAGUUCCUGUGUGAGUGCGGCUCCAUCCAGCCCGUCCACGGUCUGCUUUUUAAACCGCAGGAGGUGCGGCGCAGGCUGCUGCAGUUGGUUGAGCAGAUGGACUUUAACAAAGCCCUGCACCUCAACAUGUAUCUCGUCCUGUUGAAGAAGCUUCCUGCUGAGGACUCGCUCUCUCCGGAGGAAUUUGAUUCACUGCUUCGUCCUCUAGCGGACCUGUGUUCUCUGUACCGUCAGGACCAAGAGAUCUGUGCUGCUGUUCUGCUGGGUUUGUUACCCUCCAUCAAGAGCCUCGGGAAAACCCACCACGUGCCAGAGGAGAUGAGACAUGUUCAGGGAUCUCUGCUAAAAGUGGUGUCGGGAUUCUGUUUCCUGAGCCAAACGGGGAAAUGCAUGGCAGCUGUACGAGCUGCUUUAGUGAGAUGUCUGGUUGCCUUGCUGGAGGCUGAUCCGUGUUGUAAGUGGGCAUUCUUAAGUAUCAGAGGGCCUGACAGAGAGGAAGAUCGCCCAGUGUCUGUCAUCCUUCCAUCUCACCUCGCAGAUGCCCACCACCAAGUCCGCAUGCUGGUAGCUAUGUCAGUGGAGAGGUUGUUUCUGGAGCUAAGACCCGAGCAUCCAGAUAAGAGAAACAUGCUGCCGCUUAAACACCAGCAGGCGGCUUUUGAGAAUGUUUACCUGAAGGCUCAGGAAGGAAUGAAGCUCCAAAGAAGCAGCUCUUCAGAGGACCAGCGCGACGAGUCCUUUAACCGCAAGGCCACCCUGUUGAAGAGUUUGUCUGUUGUGCUGUGUUGUAGCCCAGUCUGUGAAAAGCAGUCUCUGUUUGCCCUCUUCCAGUCCUACAAGGAGAACAGUAUAGAGGAACAGCUCAUCAAAAAGAUGCUGUGCAGUGUAUCCAGAGCGCUGGGCUACAGGAGCGGGAAAACACUUGUCACUUCUCACCUGUACUACUUGGUAGCUGAGUGGCUCGCGCAGAGACAGUCUGAUGAUCGCUACACUCUUGGAUCUUUUCCCUACACCCUCCUGGACCACGACACAGUCAAAGAUUUCUAUAAGUCUUCCUACCAGGUCUUGAUCCCCCACCUGGUUUUCCUUGAUGACUUUGAGCAGGUGAAGUCUAUUGGCAGGUAUCUUGAGAAGGACUGGAAAGAGUUAUUGGCCAACUGUUUUCCCAAGAUCAUGGUCAACAUCCUGCCAUACUUUGCCUUGUCUGGCCAGGAUUCACAGGUCGCACAGCAGAGAGAGAAGGCCCACAAAGUGUACGACCUGCUCAAAGAUGCCAACUGUCUGGGCAAACAGCAAAUCGACAACCUGAUCCACAGUAACCUGGCGGACAUAGUGGUGGAACUGCUGAUGACUCUGUAUGAAGGAAGUGGAGCUGAAGGGGACAGAGGAGACCUGAAACGCUUUACAGGGGAACUGGACCCUGUACCAAACCCACCAUACUUCAGCUCCUAUGUCAUUAAAGCUACACUGGACUACCUCAGCAUGUGCCACAGUGCAAACCACAAAACUUUGGUAGCCAUUCUGUCAAAAACUCCGAUUUCUAUCCAGAGGAUUCUGCUGGCGGUGUGUGAAAGAGCAGCAGAGACGACCAACAGCUAUGAACGUCAUCGCAUCCUCCUCAUGUAUCACCUGUUUGUCAGCCUGCUGCUCAGAGAGGUGAAGGACGGCCUGGGAGGAGCCUGGGCCUUUGUCCUCAGAGACAUAAUCUACACACUCAUUCACUAUAUCAACAGCAGACCAGUUCACUGUGAUGAGGUUUCUAACCGAAGCCUCUCCCUGUGCUGUGACCUGUUGACCGCUGUGUGUCGGGCAGCUCUGCAGUUCUGUGAUGAUGCUCUAGAUUGCCACUUACAGGUCAUCGUUGGGACUCUCACAGUUCUGGUGUCGAGCCGGCCCACCAUCUCACAGCAGGUGCUUAGUCUGUUGCAGUUUCUCGUGAUAGAAAAUCAACAGAAGUUAAAAGGAGCCAUCAGCAGGUUGGAACCUUUUCCUGACCUCCGUGAAUUCAAAGAGCUGCGGUCUGUACAGCAUAAGCUCAAACAUAACGCUGGGACCUUUACACUGAGACAGGAGAUAGCCCACUUCCUGUCAGUGACGUCCUGUGACUCCUUACCUCUGACCAGACUGGAGGGGCUGAAGGAGCUCACCAGACAGCUGCAUGACAACAAGGGACAGAUCAGAGAGCUGCUCAAAGAGUGCCAAGCUGAACCCACUGACAGUGUGCUGGUGAAGCUGGUUCUCAGUCUGCUGCAGCUCUGUAAGCUAGCAGUCAACCACCAGGGAGGAGCCAACAUUUUAGAGGCAGCAGGCAGCUGUCUGGGAGAACUGGGUCCUGUGGAUUUCUCCACCAUCGCUCUACUUCAUGGCAGAGACCCCCUUUAUGAAAAGGCUGUGUCUCUCUUCACCUCCACUGAGUCGCAGUGUCUUUACAUCAUCCUCAACUGCAUGAAUGAUGCACUCACUCAACAGCGUAUUGAGGUGAGGCAGGCAGCCGCUCAGUGUGUGAUGAGCAUCCUCGCCACUCAGUCUGGAGUCGACUUCUGGGAGCAACACAAAGACAACAGAGACCCCAUGCUGGCCUACCUCAAUCCUUUUAGAAAGGCCAAGAAAAAGGGGGAAGCUGUGAGUGCUGAGGUGAGUUCGGAGGCCAGGGAGAAGCUGGAGAGUCAGGAGUUUUGGAUUCCGCAGGCGGGCAGCCACGAAGCCUGGCUGAAGGCUCUAUGCACCGCCCUGCUCGACAGCGGAGGAGUCAGGAGUGAAGCUCUGCUGCUGUCACGGCCAUUGUGUCUGGUGAGGGUGGACUGCUGUCAAAGGCUGCUGCCCCUCAUCAUCCACUCCAUCCUUCUGGAUGACUCUAAUGGUUCGUGGAGGGAGCUGCUCUCCUCCCACAUUCAGGACUUCUUCAGCUUUUGUUCAAGAAGCGCUCAGGCCUCCAGUCGUUCUGCAACACCUCUCAACUCUGACUCUGAGUCAGACGCUGCCAGCCAGGGCUUGUACGACAAGACCUCACUUCGUACCAUGCUUGCUGUUCUUGACUAUCUGAGACACCAACAGAGACCACUGGACGCUGAUAGCAACUCCUGUGGCACAGUGUGCGACUCAAACUUCUGGCUGGAGCUGAACUAUCUGGAGGUGGCCAAAGCUGCUCAGUCCUGCUCAGCACAUUUCACCGCUCUGCUGUACUCUGAGAUCUAUGUGGACAAGAUCAAAGCUAACAUGGAGGACAGUCGAAGAACCAAGUCCAGAGUGACACGUAAGAUAAAUUUUGAAGAGAACAGCCAGAACUUCACCAUCUCCAGCCUGACUGAGAAGAGUAGGGAGGACACUAAUAUCAGCCUGCAGGAGCUGCUGAUUGAGGUGUAUCGCAGCAUUGGAGAGCCUGAUAGUCUGUAUGGCUGCGGCGGGGAGACGAUGACCAGUCCGCUGACAAGGAUUCGAACCUAUGAACAUGAGGCUAUGUGGGGGAAGGCCCUGACUUCAUACGACCUUCACUCUACUCUGCCUGAAGUCGCUCGACAAGUGGGAAUUGUGGAGGGCCUGCAGAACUUUGGUCUGUGCAGCAUCCUUGCCACCUACAUGAGGGGUCUGGAGAGUGAAGGGGUGGAGUGGGGAGCCGAGCUGAGAGAGCUUCGCUUCCAAGCCGCCUGGAGGAACACACAGUGGGACUGUGAGCUGUUGGAGAGGAGUGAGAAAUCCAAACCAGGCUUCCACGAAUCAGUGUUUUGUUCCUUGCAAGCGCUGAGGGACAAAGAGUUCUCCAUAUUUGAUGAAACUAUGAAACAGGCCAGGGGUGCAGAUGUGGAGGAGCUGUGCAGAGGCAGUCUAGAGGCUGUGUCUUCUCUCUACCCGGCUCUCAGGAACCUGCAGAGCAUCAGGGAGCUGGAGAGUGUUAAACAGCUCUUUUCUGGGCCCUUCUCAGAUGUGACUCUGACAGAAGUUUGCAGCCAGUGGCGACAGCACUCCCAGCUGCUCGCUGACAGUGACUUUGCUUUGGUGGAGCCCAUUCUGGCUGUCCGCUCUGUGGCCCAGCACACCCUGAUGUCCACGGUGGGAAACCCCGACAGCACCCAGUACCUCAGCUCUGUGCUCACUGACCACCUCAUGGAGCUCUGCCGGUUGGCUCGCAAGGCUGGGAAUACACAGCUGGCAGAGCGGGCAGUCUUCCAGUUGAAGCAGCAUGGUGGUGGAGGGUCCUGGGCAUCAUCCCCUGUGUUGUCAUGGCAACUGGAAGAAGCCCAGGUGUUCUGGGCAAAGGGAGAGCAGGGACUGGCGCUGGGCCUGCUAAGAGAGAUGAUACACAACCUUGAAGAAAAGGUGGACUUGAAUCCUGCUCUGGUCCCGGUCUACACUGAGUGCCUCAGGCUGUGUGGUAACUGGCUGGCUGAGACCUGCCUGGAAAGCCCCGGAGUAAUACUGGAGAAGUAUCUGGAGAGGGCCGUGGAGGUGAUCGAGCAGGAAUCAGGAGUUCAGGACUCCAGGCUGCAGAGUCAGCGGACUGAGGCCUUCCUGUCACUGGCCCGCUUCUCUGACGCUCAGUACCAGAGCAUCGACAAAUACAUGAACUCCUCUGAGUUUGAGAACAAGCAGGCGCUGCUGGAGAAGGCCAAAGAAGAAGUGGACUUGAUGAAGGAGCGUAAAGUGACGUCCAACAGGUACACAAUAAAGGUGCAGAGAGAGCUAGAGCUGGAUGAGAAGGCCCUGUCCAACCUGCAGGCAGACAGACAGCGUUUCCUGUGUAAGGCGGUGGAGAAUUACAUCCAGUGUCUGGAGCAAGGUGAGGAGCACGACACCUGGGUGUUCCGCCUGGCUUCACUCUGGCUGGAGAAUGCCGACGUUAAGGCCGUAAACGUCAUGAUGAAGAAAGGGGUGAAGAAGAUUCCUUCCUACAAGUUUCUGCCUCUCAUGUAUCAGUUGGCAGCUCGCAUGGGAACCAAGAUGGUAACUGGCGUCACUGAGGACACAGGCUUCCAUGAUGUCCUCAUCGAUCUAAUCUACCGAGCAUCUCUGGAGCACCCUCACCACACACUCUUCAUCAUCCUUGCCCUGGUGAACGCCAACAAAGACGAAAACUUUUGCAAGACCCGGCUGUCCAAGAGCGCUCCACGGCAGCCCUCACCAUUUGACCUGGAGCGUUCAGAUGUGGCCCAGAAGAUAAUCAGUGCGAUCAGGAAAAAGAGAGGCGAGAUGAUCCGAGGGAUCGAGCGUCUGUGUGAUGCCUACAUCACUCUGGCUUAUAUGGACGCCAGCAAACACAAGACCGAGAAGAAGGCUAUUCCCAUCCCUGCUGAUCAGCCCAUCAUGCAAAUCAAAGACCUGGAUGAGGUUGUCAUCCCCACAAUGGAGAUCAAGGUGGAUCCAUCUGGUUGCUAUGACAACCUGGUGACUGUCAGGUCCUUCUUGCCCCAGUAUCACCUGGCCGGAGGAGUCAACCUGCCCAAGAUCAUUGACUGUGUCGGCUCUGACGGCAAGAGCAGGAGACAACUGGUCAAGGGUCAGGACGACCUGCGACAGGAUGCAGUGAUGCAGCAGGUUUUUAGCAUGUGCUCCAUGCUGCUGCAGCGCAACACGGACACUCGCAAGAGGAAGCUCAACAUCAGGCGAUACAAGGUGGUGCCGUUCUCACAGCGUAGCGGUGUGUUAGAGUGGUGUUCUGGCACAGUGCCUAUUGGGGAGUUUCUGGUGGAUCCCAAUAAAGGAGCCCACAAACGCUUCAGACCCCGGGAUUGGACCAACCUCGCCUGCCGCAGGAAGAUGAUGGAGGCUCAGAAGCUGGCGUUUGAUGAGAAGCUCCAGGCCUACAGCGAGGUGUGCAAGAACUUCAGGCCGGUCUUCAGGUAUUUCUGCAUGGAAAGAUUCCUGGACCCCGCAGUGUGGAUGGAGAAACGGCUAGCUUACACUCGCAGUGUGGCCACCUCUUCUAUAGUUAGCUACAUCGUAGGCCUGGGUGACAGACACAUCCAGAAUAUUCUGGUUGAUGAGCAGACUGCUGAACUGGUGCACAUCGAUUUAGGUGUGGCCUUUGAGCAGGGGAAGAUCCUCCCCACCCCCGAGACUGUCCCCUUUAGACUGUCCAGAGACAUUGUGGAUGGGAUGGGCAUCACUGGAGUGGAGGGGGUUUUCAGGAGAUGUUGUGAGAAGACUAUGGAGGUGAUGAGGAGCUCUCAAGAAGCUCUACUGACUAUUGUAGAGGUGCUGCUGUAUGACCCUUUGUUCGACUGGACCAUGAAUCCAUUGAAGGCCUUCUACCUGCAGCAUGACGAACAGCAGGAGCUCAACGCAACGCUCAGCUCCACCAUGGGGGGAGAUGACGUAGACAACCACCGUAAAUCCAGUGACAGCCAGAGUUUCAACAAAGUGGCGGAGCGGGUGCUGCUGAGGCUGCAGGAGAAGCUAAAGGGGGUGGAGGAGGGCACGGUGCUCAGUGUGGGGGGGCAGGUCAACCUGCUCAUCCAACAAGCCAUGGAUCCCAAAAACCUCAGCAGACUCUUCCCAGGCUGGCAGGCCUGGGUAUAGACCUGAGAGAAGGUACACUCAGGCUGGUUAAGUCCCUGCUUCCAGCAACAAGUGUAUGGACAUUUCUGGAUAGCAACAGAUUUUACCCUGCAAAAAAUAAUGCUUUUUUUGUCUGUUAUUGAAGGCAUAUUAUCAACACAUAGUUUAGGAAGUAAGUGGACAGACACUAUGCAAAUGAGCUUCAGAAUAUAAACAUGGUGAAACAAGUUCCUUGGUUACCUAUUUAUUCCUCUUUUGAUUAUCUUCAAUAACAAAAAUCUUCUAUUGCUUCCACUUUCAGACAGAAAGAAUUCUUUCUUUAAAUUAUUAAUUUCUGCUUACCUUUGCACUUUAACAGAACAUAGGCAGUUUGGCAGAUUGCAUGCAAUAGUUCUUGCAACACAAACCAUAAAAUUCCCUUUUUGUUUGCGGCGGUAAUCUGUUAAUCACAAAAUCCUGAAGGAAUUUAAAAAGACCAAUAAACUGUGGUGCUGAAAAGGGAAGAGCCUGACAUGUAUAUGUGAAGGUGAGAUUGUUUCUGUAUGUUAGCCCGUAGGAUGUGAAUGUUUUCAUACUGUUGACUGUUGACUGUUGUAUGACGUUAUUAAGUUUUACCAAUGAAUACCCAGAGUUUUUCUACCUUUGUUUCAGUUCAGCUGUUUAUUAGUUCAGUUCUUUUACUAUUAAAAUUAGUGAAUAUUAUGUCAUGCUGUAAAGCUUACGGAGUAUCUCUAGAGCAUUCAGAAAUGUAUAUGUGUACAGAUUUCAACUGUUCAACAGCAACUUUAUUCUACUUUAUAUUACUUGCUCGUUCUUUAAAAAAAAAAAAAAUGAUUAUGAUUUCUAUAUCAAUAAAUAAAUAAUCGACAAAAAAACA
Perca flavescens (yellow perch) is the source of this 10581-nucleotide messenger RNA. It is a transcript of the gene atm, whose product is annotated as ATM serine/threonine kinase. The coding region runs from base 450 to 9725 and encodes 3091 amino acids. Gene Ontology annotation, molecular function: protein serine/threonine kinase activity; protein binding. Lineage: Eukaryota; Metazoa; Chordata; Actinopteri; Perciformes; Percidae. The record is from RefSeq and is a predicted model, not a curated record. Gene Ontology annotation, biological process: DNA repair. The transcript is spliced from 63 exons.